This is a messenger RNA of Acanthosepion pharaonis, 2526 nucleotides long. The record is from the annotation of a GenBank genome assembly. NCBI's taxonomy places the organism in Eukaryota, Metazoa, Mollusca, Cephalopoda, Sepiida, Sepiidae.
AUGUGCAAUGGCGGACGAUACUUCUUUAUUUUCCCUCUUUUUUUUCUUUCUUCUCUCGUAUUCUUUCUCUUCUUGUCUUCGUUUCUCCUUCGUUUCUGUUUUUCAUUCAAACUUUGCUCAUUAUUCCUGAAGUAUAUAAUUUUCUUUUCCUCGUCCUUCCCUUUCUUCUUCUUCUUCUUCUUCUUCUUCUUCUUCUUCUUCUUCUUCUUCUUCUUCCGCUUUAUUCUUCUUCCUCCUCUUUCUUCUUAUUUCUUCUUCAUCCUCCUCUUACUUCUUCAUCUUCUGCUUCUUCUUCUUUCUUCUUCUUCCUCUUUAUUCUUCUUCCUCCUCUUUUUUCUUCUUUCUUCUUCUUCUUCUUUAUUUUUCUUCCUCCUCUUUCUUCUUCUUCAUCCUCCUCUUUCUUCUUCUUCAUCUUCUGCUUCCUCUUUUUCUUCUUCUUCAUCAUCAUCAUCCUCUUUCUUUUUUUCUUCUUCUUCUGCUCCUACUCCUCCUUCUAAUUCUUCUUCGUCUCUUCCGUCUUCUCAUCCGCCUAUUCGCUGUCUUCUUCUUGCUGUUCUUUUUCUUCUUCUUACCCUCCUUCUCCUUCUUGUUCUUGUUCUUGUUCUUCUUCUCCUUCUUCCUCUCCUCCGCCUCUUUCUUCUUCUUCUUCUUUUCCUCCUCUUUCUUCUUCUUUAUUUUAUCGCCUUUCUUUUCCAUGUUACUAUUUAUUUACAAACAACUUCUUCAUUGUUGUCUCUUGCCAUCUUCUACACAAUUUUUUUAUUUCUCGUUUUAUUCGUCCUUUGGAAUUCUUUUUUCACAUCUCAUUCUUUUUUUUCCUUUCUUUUUAUUUUUCAUUUCAUUUAUCUCUUUCUAUCACAUUUUUUCUUUCUCGUAAUUUUCUUCUCUCUUCUUUCUCUCCUUUCCGCUUUUUCUUUCAUUUCUUCUUUUCCUCUUCAUCCUUCUUUUGUCGACUCUCUUUCUUUCAUUACCUCUUUUCCUUUCGUCUCUUCUUUUUCUCUUGUCCCCUCUUUUUCUUUCGUUCCCUCUUCUUAUCUCUUUCUCUCUUUUUCUUUCUCACCUUCCCUCUUUUUCUUCUUUUAUCGCCUCUUUUUCUUCCUUUUUCUCUCUCUCGUUCACUCAUUUUCUUUCAUUCCUUCUUUUUCUUUUCUUCGUUUUCUUUCGUCCACUCAUUUUCUCUUGUUGCUUUUUUUUCUUUCGUGCCCUCUUUAUUCUCGCCCCCUCUAUUUCUCCCGUUGCCUCUUUUUCUCUCCUUUCCUCUUUUUCUCUCAUUCCCUCUCUUUCUCCCCUUCCCUCUUCCCUCUUUUUCUUUCCUUCCCUCUCUUUCUCCCCUUCCCUCUUUUUCUCUCCUUCCCUCUCUUUCUCCCCUUCCUUCUCUUUCUCCUGUUCCCUCUUUUCUCUCCUUCCCUCUCUUUCCCACCUUCCGUCUCUUUAUCCCGUUCCCUAUUUUUCUCUCCUUCCCUCUCUUUCUCCCGUUCCCUCUUUUUCUCCCCUUCUCUCUCUUUCUCUCGUUCCCUCUUUUUCUCUCAUUUCCUCUCUUUCUCUCGUUCCCUCUUUUUCUCUCAUUUCCUCUCUUUCUCUCGUUCCCUCUUUUUCUCUCGUUCCCUCUCUUGCUCCUCUUCCCUCUUUUUCUCUCCUUCUCUCUCUUUCUCCCGUUCCCUCUUUUUCUCCCCUUCUCUCUCUUUCUCUCCUUCCCUCUUUUUCUCUCCUUCCAUAUCUUUCUCCCGUUCCCUCUUUUGUUCUCCUUCCCUUUCUUUCUCUCCUUCCCUCUCUUUCUCCCGUUCGCUCUCUUCUCUCUUUCCCUCUCUUUCUCCCGUUCCCUGUUUUUCUCUCCUUCCCUCUCUUUCUCUCUUUUUCUCUCAUUCUCUCUUCUUUCUUCAUCUCCUCUUUUUCUUUCAUUCCUUUUCUCUCUCUCUCGUUCACUCAUUUUCUUUCAUUACUUCUGUUUCUUUCCUUCUUUUUUUUUUCUAUCGUCCCCUCAUUUUCUCUCGUUCCCUCUUUUUGUCUAGUCUCCUCUUUUUCUUUCGUUCUCUCCUUUUCUUUCAUUCCAUCUUUCCUUCUUUUCUUCAUAGCUCAUCUUAUUUUUCUUCCUAUCGAAUUAUUUCCUCUUUUUUUUAUAUCUUACGUUAUCUAUAUUUUAUAACUUGUUUUCUUUUUCAGAAAGUCGAUUUUUUCUUCGCCAUUUUCUUUUCAUUAAUUAUAUUAUUUCAUUCACGCUUAUCUCCUUCCUAUUUAUUUUACUUUUCUUCGUUUUCUUUAUUCUACAGUCCAUUUAAACUUUUAUUCGUUUUUAUUUUCAUUUUCUUCGUAAAUUCUUUCAGUGGUUCGUUCUUUCUAUCUCUUCAACUUAUUCCUUUUUUACUUUUGAUUUUCUUUCGGCUUUUAAUUCUUCAUUUCUUUUCAAAUUCUAAUCGCCUGAUUUAUUUUCUUUUGAUCCAUUCUUUCUUUCUUUCUUUCCCUUACCAUUUGUAUUUCUUUCAUUUUACAAGCAAGCUGAUUUCUCGUCUUCUUUCUUUUCCCAAUUGA